CUGCGGGGCGGGGUGCGCGGGGUGUGCGCGGGGCGGCUUGGCGCGCGACACGCUUGUCCUCGCUCGCGGCCCGCCCGCACGACACCGGUCCCUAACCUGCCUGACACUACCACUCGAUGACUCAAGCACAAACGUACGCCCUGUGUGACACUGUCGGGAGAGUUUAGUGCGAACGGUGUGUGCUUCUAUGUAGGAACGGUCAGUGCUGUGUCGGUUGUCGUGUGCCCUUGUCAUGUGGGGAGUGCGAUGGCGCUGAUGGCCGGCAUGUGUCCGCGGAGGCCGCUGGGCCUGCUGCUCGCGCUGCUCGCCGCCGCCGCGCUCGCCAACCAGCUCGAAGACAUCCCGCACAAUGAAGUCAAGAAUUGGGCGCUAAAAUUCGGUGUCGACUUAUGGGAGUUUGGCCGGCAUUUCACAAAAAUGAAUCAAAUACAAAACAAAUACCACGAAUACAACGUGGAUGUGGUGCGCAAGGAUGGGCUGCUUCUGGUGCGAGAGCUCGCAGCCGAAGUCAAGAACCACAUGGACUUCAAGAUCAACGCGGUCAUGCGCAUCAUGGACAGCGCCGAAGCGGCAGCCCUGUCAGCCGGGAACGGCGGCAGCGACGGAGCACCCGGCUCGUACUAUGACGCGCGCUGGCUGAACGUGCACGCUGAUGACGGGACCCUGGCCGCGAGAGCCCGACGCCUGGCCCUCACGCCGAGCCGACACUUCGACCAUAUCGCUGUCAACACCAGCUAUAGUGCCGUGCUUAUGCCACCUUAUAUUAAUACUGAUGAUGGCGAGGUACAGAACCAGAUCGCGUGGUCGGAGCACUUGGACCCCCUGUUCGUGAACAACUAUGAGAUCGACCCCACGCUGUCGUGGCAGUACUACGCCUCGUCUUCUGGAUUCAUGAGGCGGUAUCCAGCUAUGUCCUGGCCACCAGAAGACGGUUACUCGCAUCACGCGAGAGAUUUCUACGACUUCAGGUCUUCAAACUGGUUCGUCGAAGCGGCGACUUCCCCUAAAGAUCUAGUGAUCCUCCUGGAUGACUCCGAUGACCUGAGCUCGUCGUACUGGCGACUUGCCAAGUCCACUGUAUCAGCUCUCCUGGACACCCUCGGACCCAACGAUUUCGUCAACAUCUACAGAUACAGCGACACAAUCUCCGAGCUACACUCCUGCUACACCAAAGUUCUAGCUCAGGCUCUUCCAGAGACGAUAAGAGAGUUGAAAACAGCUUUAUGGAACGCAGAGCUCUCCGGAGGUGUGGCUAAUCUGACGGGCGCUCUCACCACAGGCUUCGAAAUCUUACAUCGGUACAACAGAACAGGUCUAGGAUGUCAAUGCAAUCAAGCGAUCGCCGUGAUAGGCGCCGGCGGGGGUGCGGGCGGGGUGAAGGGGGUGUUCCGCACGUGGAACUGGCCACAUAUGCCUGUGCGCAUCUUUACGUAUCGUGUGGGAGGAGACGCUACUGCUGGACAUAAUAUGAAGGAUAUGGCUUGCACUAAUAAAGGUUUCUACGUGACGAUAAACGAGCACUCAGAGAUCAAGUCGAAAGUGCUUCACUUUGUGGAGGUGCUGGCGAGACCACUCGUCAUGUACCAAACCGUGCAUCCUGUGCACUGGAGCCCCGCGUACGUUGGCGGCAGGAGCAGUAGCCUCGCUGAUGAUGGAAUGGGUCAGCUGAUGUCCUCCGUCACCGUACCCAUCUUCGAUAGGCGAAACCACACGCAAAGAGAAGCCAAUUUACUCGGCGUUGUUGGUACCGAUGUGCCUAUCGAUCAAAUAAAGAAGCUCGUACCACCAUAUAAGUUGGGUGUGAACGGUUACUCGUUCAUGGUGGAUAACAACGGGCAUGUAUUGUAUCAUCCAGAUUUAAGGCCGUUGCACACAAACGAGGAAUACACUGAGACGCUGCGCCCUCUAUACUCGAGCGUAGACCUCACUGAUGUGGAACUGCUUGUAGACUCGGAUGAGAACUCCAGGGUCAAUCUAACAUCACUUCUACUUGAUCUUCGCCACGACAUGAUAGAACAGCGCGAAGGCGAAACCGAGAUCGCAGUCAAAGUGCAAUACGACAACAUGAGACGCGUCGCCACCAGACGACAGCGGUACUUCUACAGCCCGGUGGACGGUACCCCGUUCUCUUUGGCAGCCGUGCUUCCCGAUGGGUAUGGCAUGUAUGAGCUUCAAGCGGAGCAAGAAGUCAAACAUAGUCCUGUCAAUGUCACGGAAUACUUCAAAGGCGAAAACUGGAAAGUCCAUCCCGAUUGGGUGUACUGCGAAUACGCGUCGACAUCCGAGCAGUCGUUCAACUCAGCGGAGGAGCAACUAGUGCACUUCUUGUCUCGCGCGGGGCGGCCGGGCUGGAAGUGGAUGUCGCUGCGUCCGCGAGCACUCACGCUGCAUAACGCGCACAAGAGGCAGGAUAGGGACUCCUAUUACUGUGACAAAACUUUAGUGCAAUCAUUAAUUAGGGACGCAAUGGUAAUCAAAGAAUUGGACGCUCACACUGGACAUGCUAGCCAUCACUCACACCCGAUAGCGACUUUAAUGGCACUCCUUACAAGACAAGGCCGGUUCCACAAGUUCGUGGUGACGCUGUCGUUCAUCGCAACCCGGAGCGGUCUACUGCGGUGGACGGAGAACGUUAACACUUCCAGAAGUUCUGAUUCAUCUGAACCGCACUUCAGCGAGAAAUACGCUCGCGCCUACGACUCGGAAUGGUACCGUCGCGCAGUGGAGCACCACGCCAUCGAGCCCGAGAGCUUCGUAUUCUCCGUUCCGUUCCGCGAUGGCUCUGAAGCCGAGGAGUUGAGCGGUCGGCCACCGCUAGUACUGGCUACCCACGCGGUCUUCGUGGAGUCCCGCGGUCACCGCGCACCCGCCGCCGUCGUCGGACUACAUUUCCAGCUAGACUCGCUAGCAAAACACUUCUUGAAUGUUACUUCUGCAUGUACCGGAGGCACGGCUUGCAAGAAGACCUGCGCAGGCGAUGAAUUGGACUGCUAUAUUUUGGACGACAAUGGCUUUAUUAUUCUGUCAGAGGAUGUCUCGCAAACAGGACGGUUCUUCGGUCAGGUUGACGGCACUAUUAUGGAUUCUUUAGUCCAAGAUCGGAUAUACAAAAAGGUAGUGGUCCACGAUCAUCAAGGCCGAUGUCCGGAUUCCAGAAACUCGUUUAGUGGAGAUGGUCACAAAGUUUCGCCCCUGAAACCAUUGUCUUGGCUUGGCGGAUACCUAACCAGCCUAAUCGCAAUGUGGUUCCCUCUAUGGGAACCAGUUCAUGCACGAGCUAGACCUUACGCUGAGGAGGAAGUCGAUUACGAAGACUACGAAAGCGAAGAUGUCGAGAACGAAGACGACUUGGAUAGAGACCGUGGGACUUAUGAGAUCAUCAUCGACGGCCUUGGAGAGACCUCUCGGGACAGCGGGCGAGCACAUCCCCCGCCUCCUUCCCCCGGCGCCGCCCCUCCCCCGCCACCCCGCGAGGCCGCGCGCUCGGCAGCCGUGCGGCCCUGUGACACCAGCGCCGAACUGUUCACCCUGCAGUCUUCGAGACUCAAUACUGCACAGCCGCUCAAGGGCAAGCUCACUAACUGUCACAACUCUGGCUGCGAGAGGCCGUUCAGCGUGCAGAAGAUCCCGCACAGCAACCUGAUCCUGCUGGUGGUGGACACGCUGUGCCCGUGCGGCGCCAAGCGCCUCGACGUGCGCGCGCGCGAGGCCGCCCCGCGCGCCGCCUGCCGCCGCGCGCCCGCGCUGCACCGCCGCCGCCCCGCGCACUGCGGCUCAUACCAUCCCGAGGAAAUCGAGAUCCAGUCAUGUGGUCGCGGAGGACGCUUGCUGCCGGCGCUGGUGGCGGUGGUGACGCCGCUGCUGCUGCGGCUCGUGCUCAGCACGUGACUGCGCCCGCUCAUCUAAGCAGUACUCAGCACGGGACGGGAGCUUUCUCUACCCCACUACCACUCAACCGGUCGAUUUUUUAACAGUUAUCUCGUAGUCUCACGACAUCCCCAGGGAAAGCUUCUACUAUAAAGGCGUUCGAGUGUUCUUGCGAGUCAUGUGUGUGAAGCGGCGUGCGGCUGUAUGUGUGCGUGUAGCGGGCGGCGUGUGUGUGUGUGUGCUCGCGCCGCCACUCGCUACAGUUUUGAUCAAUUUUACCGACUGAAGUUUUGGUCCGACCAAGUGAACUUUUGAUCUUGUUUUGAGACAGGAUUAUAGUCGAGUUAGGGUACGAUGAUUAUUGAAAUAUUUUCUCCUCUCUGUUAAGUUGUCUGUUAGGGAGAAUUCUUGGGCUGUAGAAAUGACUGAGGCUGUUUCCGAAAUAUAGGUACUGGUUUAUUCCAACGGAUGAUUUGUAACAAAUUAUAUAAUUAAACGGCGCGCGACGCGUACAAUUUCCACAGCUGAUCGGUAAGGUGUGUGAGCGGCCCGCGAUCCUCGUACGUGGCUGCCCCCCGCGCCGCGCUGUCCCCCCUCCGAUGCCAUCGCCGGUGGCGCCUCCAUCGACGUCGUUCCUAUGUUCUAGAGGUUUCCGAACAGUCACUUUCAUAUUGUAACUGAUGCAGACGCAUACGGUAAAUAGGUAGGUAACUAAUAUCUUGUUAAAUUUAAAUCGAAGAUUAUCACAAACUUGGAGAUCUUAUAAAUUAUAGCUAAUGUUAAUAGGUAUUGAAAGAUAAUUAAUGUAAAAUAUUAAUAUCGUUUAAACUGUUUUAGAAAAAUUUACCUAUGUUGAGACCUAAUUCGAUUUAUUUCUCGAUAUCUGUCAUUCAAAUUUAUCGCAAACUUAUUGAAUAGUUGCUAGGGGUUGAUGUAAAUAAGAAGAAUAUUUGUUUGUAGAGAGGUUUCUUUGCUGAAUUUAUGUGUGCCUGUGUAAUGUAAAAAAGUCGUUGUGUCGUCGAGAAGGCGUCGCAGCGCUAACACGCACUGCCAUACAGGGGAACAAACUUAAUCAUAGCACGUUGUUGUUGAGCUGCGAGUCGGUCGGCGGGCAGGCCGGUCGGUGGGUCGGCCGGCCGGUCGGUCGGUCGGUCGGUCGGUCGGUCGGUCGGUCGGUCGGUCGCUCGCGCAGGCGUGUCCCCGGGCGCGGCGACGCGUCUCUGACGACUUUCCAUUCUAGUCGUUAGUGAUUUUCUCGCCUAAUCUUCGAGUAAUGUCGUAAAGAAACUGUAAACAGUUUCGUAUUUUUAUUGUAAAUAUUUUACUAACUUAAAUGGCCUAUUACAAUUUUAAGAAAGUGUGUUGCUAAUAUAUAGGUCGUUCAAAUUCGACUUCUGCUGUCGUAAAGAAUAACUUCAUCAUAUCGAUCUGUAACAAUAAUUGUUUGCAUAUCAUAAUGUUCUCUUUCGAACGUUUCAAGUGAAAAGACAAGGCCUCGGGACAUUGGAUAAGUACUGACAGUCUACUUUCAUACGUAAAAUUUCAAGUUUCGGAGUAUAAGAGAAUAAGUGUAUUUACCUAUUAACUUGUUUGUACCUAACCUAAAUGUGAAUGUUACAUAGAGUAAUGAUCAAAUCCACAUACUUACAUACAUUAAACAUUGAAUAGAGUUUUAUAUAUCAUAUUACAUAUAAUAUUGAAUAGUCGAUUAAUGUACACGAGUAUACGGCUUGCUAUUGUCCAUUUUAUUGCAAACUUUUGAAAUAGUACAAAAGCCAUACAUGCCUAUACAUAUAUUCCUAACAUAGCUGACAGAGAUUUAGUGCCAAACCACUGUAUUACAAUAUGUCAUAGUUCACACGGAUAUUAUUGUAUGGACCGAUAGUGAGUUUAUGUGUCUGAGGCGCGUACGUGACGUCGCGUGACCACACGUACGCGGGACAAUAGCAAGCUACACAUUAUAUACGUAGAUUGAUUACAGUAAUCUCUUGAUGUGUACUUCGUAUUAUAAUAUUAAGUGGAAAGCGAACUGAGCGGGCUUAGACAUGUUUAGAAUAGCCUAUUGUCGGCCAGUGUAUAUGCAGUUUACCAACAUUUAUAUGGUACAGUAGUUAGCAUACAUUACCCAAUAAAGUUUUAGAUAUAACAAUUGUGUUGCGUACAAUAGAGAAGUAGCAAACGAAAGCAAUAAUAAAGUAAACUCGGCAUAUCCCCAGUGAGUAACAGCGAGAUUACUGUAGUCAGUGUGCUCAGGGCUCAUGUCACCGGCCGCUACAUACUCAUAUCACGGCAUACUCACAAUAUACUACAGAUAUCGUUGAUUGAAGGCGCUUUUGAGAAAUUGUACAUUUUGUAUAAAUAAUACAGUAAGGAGUCGAUUUAAUGGCGUAGAGAUUGUUUAAACUGGUGAGUGGCGAACGACUGGUAAUGUAUUGAAAGUGCUUCUAAGUAAGCGUCGAGUCUUCCAUAGCAGUCGAACGCGGGGGCGAGUGUUUACUGUUACGUCUAAGUAUUAAACGAUAAUAAUAGCGUAUACUUAUCAUAGCAUAGGCGGAGCUCGCGUCUUGUACCAUGUGCAGAUAUUUUUACUUGCACUUCGCGGGAUUUAGUUCUAUGUAACUAUAGACACAAAACAAAUACCUCGUUUAGUUACUCAAAAUGUAAUAGUUAGACAGAGUUAGCGUUUAUUUCGCGUUUAGUUCUUGGACAUAUCAAUUCAGGCACCAAAUGAGACUAUAGCGUAAGCAAUUUUUAAAUUUUUUCAUGUAUUACAAUAUUGAUAUCGAUUAUUUUAAUAAGGUCUUUAUCAAUGUUUUGUAGAGUCGCGGGACUGGCGCGCAAGUUAAUGAUCCCACAUUGACAGGGUCCUCGUUAAAAUAGUUGUGUAGGCGGACUCUGGUGUACUCACUAUGCCACGUUCACUUCAUCCCUAUAUCUUACAUUUUUGUAAACAUUAUGAAUUCUUACUUUAUGUCAAUAGAUCUGUCAAUUCGGUUCUAAUGCUUUUUAGAACUAUAACGGUGUGGGUAUUUUUUAUAACGAUUCGGUUUGGUAAGAUAUGACGUCACUUUGUUUUACGUAUCUUAGUUAAAAGUUGUAUCAUUGGGCACGGCGAUCUGUGUGAACAUGGUUCUCUAGCGUAAUUCUAGUAAAAUACUGUUCUUUUUGUUACUUGCCAGUUCAUGCUAUAGAUAUACAGUAAUUACAACAAUAAAGUUCUCUUAUAACAUUGUGA
This is a messenger RNA of Helicoverpa armigera (cotton bollworm), 7102 nucleotides long. RefSeq names its product voltage-dependent calcium channel subunit alpha-2/delta-3 (gene stol). Gene Ontology annotation, molecular function: voltage-gated calcium channel activity. Lineage: Eukaryota; Metazoa; Arthropoda; Insecta; Lepidoptera; Noctuidae. The transcript has 26 exons. The record is from RefSeq and is a predicted model, not a curated record. Bases 247 to 3888 code for a protein of 1213 amino acids. Gene Ontology annotation, cellular component: voltage-gated calcium channel complex.